This is a messenger RNA of Siniperca chuatsi (mandarin fish), 3553 nucleotides long. It is a transcript of the gene irx2a, whose product is annotated as iroquois homeobox 2a. The record is from RefSeq and is a predicted model, not a curated record. NCBI's taxonomy places the organism in Eukaryota, Metazoa, Chordata, Actinopteri, Centrarchiformes, Sinipercidae. Bases 313 to 1875 code for a protein of 520 amino acids. Gene Ontology annotation, cellular component: nucleus. Gene Ontology annotation, biological process: regulation of transcription by RNA polymerase II; cell development; neuron differentiation. The transcript is spliced from 3 exons. Gene Ontology annotation, molecular function: RNA polymerase II cis-regulatory region sequence-specific DNA binding; DNA-binding transcription factor activity, RNA polymerase II-specific.
GCGUCUGAAACUCCACUGGCUCCUUCCCUCCCAACUCCUCACUUCAUAGUGCUGCGUACUAAAAACAUCGGACGCUAGGGGAUCAAGACGCAUGCCACAUUGCCUCUAUGAGGGCACUUUAACAGAUCUUUCGGGGUUUUUUUCCCAGUAAGGGGUCUGUGGAGGGAGGACUUUUUUUAUUUCCAUUGUCUGAUGACUGUUUGCACGGCUGAUUAUUGAGCUGAUUGUUUAUUGUUUUAGCUGCUGUUGCCCGACGCCCUGCGCGUUCUUUCCUCCUUUUUUUGGAAUCGGCGACCUAUCCCGCGCUCACCAAUGUCCUAUCCUCAGGGUUACCUCUACCAGCCCCCGGGCUCUCUGGCUCUUUAUUCGUGUCCGGCUUACGGGGCCUCGGCUCUGGCUGCCCCGCGAAAUGAAGACUUGGCCAGGUCGUCCUCUGGCUCAGCCUUCAGCCCUUACCCUGGAUCGGCUGCUUUCUCCGCCUCCGCGGGUGCAGGCUUCUCCAGUCCACUGUCAUACUCCACGGAUCCAACUACGGGAUUCCCAUCUUACAUGAGCUCUCCGUAUGACGCGCACACAACGGGCAUGGCCGGGGCAUUAAGUUACCACCCAUACGGGAGUCCAGGGUACCCCUACCAACUCAACGACCCGGCUUACCGCAAAAACGCCACCAGGGACGCCACGGCCACCCUGAAGGCCUGGCUGCAGGAGCACAGGAAGAACCCGUACCCGACGAAAGGGGAGAAGAUCAUGCUGGCCAUUAUCACUAAGAUGACCCUGACGCAGGUCUCCACAUGGUUCGCCAACGCCAGGCGGAGGCUCAAGAAGGAGAACAAGAUGACCUGGGCGCCCAGGAAUAAGAGCGAAGACGAGGACGAGGAGGACGGGGACGGAGAGAGGAAAGAGGUGGAGCGCCCUGAAAAAACACUGGAUAACAGCGAGGCUUCAGCGGAGGAUGAAGGUAUCAGCCUGCACGUCGACACUCUGACAGACCACUCCUGCUCGGCAGAGUCUGACGGGGAGAAGGUCAGCUGUCGUGUGGGAGAGCUGGGCUCUGAGCAGGCCGGCGACAAAUGCGACGAGGACGGCGAGGACCAGAACCACGACCCGCGGGUUCAGCUCUCGCCCAAACCCGUCACCUCGUCGCCUCUUACGGGAGUAGAAGCACCAGUUCUCAGUCAUCACCAACACCGUCACCACCACCACCACCUCCAUCAUCUACACCAUCUCCACAGCCAGCGCGAGGAUUUGGCCCGGAACCUCGUCAACAGCAACAAUAUUAAUACCAAUAAAUCGUCUUCAUGCAUUGAUAGCAGACCUUCCUCGGGCCCGCCUCAGAACCCUACAGUCAAGCCCAAAUUGUGGUCACUGGCGGAGAUUGCUACCUCGGACCAAAAGCAGCAACAUCAGCAACAGCAUCUGGGGCAGCCAGGGCAACCAAAUUGCCCCUCUUCCAGCGGUGGCCUCCUUACGCCCCCCACGCCUUCCACCACCUCCCCGGCUGCCAGUUCCCCCUCCCUCUACCCGGCCCCCUCCAUUCUUGGGAGACCUAUUUAUUACACUUCUCCCUUUUAUAGCAAUUACACAAACUAUGGCAACUUCAGCCCCCUGCAGGGCCAAGGGAUCCUGCGGUACACUAACUCAUCUGGAGUGAGUCUGGCUGCUGCUGCAGCAGCAGCCGCCGCCGCUGCCGCCGCCGCUGCUGCUGCAAACGAGGGUCUGAGCUCCUCUCAUCAGGCUCUGGAGGCGAGCACAAACCCCAAACACAGGCCAGACUCUCCCCUCGUUAAAAAUAACCCAAACCAGAUUGUUGUUGUUGAGCAGCAGCAGCAGCAGCAUUUCAGACCCGCAAAUUUAGAAGCAAAGAAAGGUACGUAAUAACAUGCUGCGGUAGCCUACAUUGUUAACAGAGUGAUAACCAGUUUGAACACGUAUUUAAUCUGGUGUUGAAUCUUGAGAUUGUAUUUGUCUUAAACGCGGGAGGGAAAUCGCUCCACGGUGGAAGUAAAAUGAGUUCACUUGUUUCCAUGUGAGGUUAGGUUAGGGCUGAAUAUGAGACCAAGAUGGACAAUUUAAGCAAACGAACGUGUAGGCUACUAUGGCAUACGAUUCAUUUUCAGCGGAGUGUAUUUUCUGGAAUUAUCACUUAUAAUUGUUCUCCAUUUGUUUUAAAAGUUGCAUAUAUUGGUCUCAUUGAAUCAUAAAGUGUCAGGCGCAUUAGAAACCAGUAGAAAGCGCACUGCAAACAAACGUGCAAGAGUACACCUACAGAUAGAGACAUUAAAAUAAGCCCAUUAAGGAAAGGCCUCAAAUCAGCCCAAGCACGCGCAUCUGCAGAGACGCGCGUGCACACAAACACACAGUGGCAGCCUGAGCAGAGAAAUGUUGCCAUAGCUUUGAGCAGGAAUUCUAUUUUUAAUGUUUCCUCUAAUGUGUGUGUGUGUGUGCGCGCGCACAGUAGGCCUCAAACCUUAUCUUUCAUCUUAGGAUAAUUAUAAUUACACAGGGUCAGCCAAAAGCAAACAAAUCAGUUAGUUUGCUCUGUGCAUUCAUCGUGCAACUUUCCAUCUUCAAAUGUCACUUAGGUUGUUGUGGUGGUUACUUUUCUUGCGCACAUUUAAAGCUUUGCCUACAGGCCGCUGGGUAGUCUUUUUUUUUUUUUUUUUUAUUACCGGUAAUUAGGCAGUGGGGAUUUCAAUAAGCACUUGCAGUAUAGAGCUGUUGUGGGUAGAGCCAGCCUCAGCCUUUCUGGGUUUGUGGAGGGAGUUGAUCAUUUGAUCGUGUGGGAUUUCUAUUUCCAUGGUCUGCAGGUAGGUGUCACAAUUGCUUUGAGUAUAAAGCGAGUAAGGCCACCACCUUUUAACCCCAUGUUUUAACCCCCAUAACCUUCACUCCAAACCGGAUCUAGUGCCACCAUAUAGUCGGAAUGAAAGCUGUUACCGCUUCCUCAGCUCCACACAGGCUGAGACGUUCUCUGCAACACACACGUCUGUCAGAUCUGUAUUGUAUUAUUUCAGUUGUUUUGCUUUGAUGCAUUGUGGAUAAUAAUUCAUUAUGCAGGUUUGAAAAAGAUCUCCCAUUAUAUGUGAUUUACAUGUUAUUUCUCAGGUUCCUAUAGUUUGCUUAUUUGCCACGGUAUAUUAUUUUAGUAUAUAUUUACGUGUGGAAAACAUAAUUUGGCCUUUCUGUGAAACCGUAUUUGUCUUGGGACGCAAAGUGGACGGAACUGAAGUGAACUUGAGGACUGAAGUGAAUAGCCUACAUUUGAUAUUUAUUUUUUUAAAUGAUGGCGAAAUGAUGCCUAUAAUUUAUGCAAGUUGUAUUGCAAAAAUGGGAAACUGACAUCGUCUGUUUGUUUUGUAAAUAUAUAUAUUAUGGACGGUUUUUAUUUGAGACGCAUUUGGAAAAAAGCUACACAAUCUUGCUAUCAGGAGUACUUUUACUAAUUUAUAUCUUUGAAUGUAAAUAAAAUAAAACGCGCUGGUAUAGAUGUACUGGCGGGGUAUGAUAUUCAUUAUUCAAAGGAGAAAAUAUUAAACUGUUUUCCCAACUAUUA